AAUUGCUUGCUGAAAGAAAAAGCAUCUGUUCCCUUCUAACCUUCUCCCUCCGAGAAGCUUGAGCAAUCGUUGUCGUCCCUGCCCGCCGCCGCCUAGGUCAAACACCGCCGACGCCGCCGUCAGCCGUAUCAUGUCGACAAGCGCCAGCGCCAACCCGAAGCCGAAGCGGCGGAGGGGGGCCCCGAAGCAGGGCCCCGCGUUCCCUAGGGUGAGCACCGUCGGGGCAAUACGUGCCUACGAGGAGGGCGCCGAAGGGGCGCGGAGGGACACUAGGCCGGGCCCCGCGUUCCCUAGGGUGGUCAACACCACGGUCAGGGGAUGGGGCACCAGCGAGGAGGGUGCCGAUAGGGUGGCGGGUUCGGCGUUGAAGGCGGGGAGGAGCGGCAACGAGGCGGGAAGCGUCGAUAGUUCGUAUCUCACCCAGACACGGUUUGAUCAAUGUCCUAUUUCUCCGUUGUCACUGAAAGCCAUCAAAGAUGCUGGGUAUGAAAGGAUGACCAAGGUGCAAGAGGCUACUCUGCCAAAAAUUCUUCAAGGAAAAGAUGUUCUUGCAAAGGCAAAGACAGGAACAGGAAAAACAGUUGCCUUUUUGCUUCCAGCGAUUGAGGUUCUCUUUGCAUUACCUCAUUCACCAUCUAUAAAUUUGCUGGUGAUGUGCCCUACCAGGGAGCUUGCAAACCAAGUGGCUGCUGAGGCCAGGAAGCUUCUAAAGUAUCAUCGCUCACUGGGUGUCCAGGUUGUAAUUGGUGGCACACGAUUGCCUCAAGAGCAACGAAGCAUGCAAGCUAACCCAUGUCAGAUACUUGUUGCUACCCCUGGAAGGCUUAAGGAUCAUCUUGAGAACACACCUGGUUUUUCAACCCGUAUUAAAGGUGUGAAGGUUCUUGUUCUUGAUGAAGCUGACCGCCUUUUGGAUAUGGGAUUUAGAAGAGACAUUGAGAAAAUAAUUGCUUUCAUUCCUAAAGAACGGCAGACGCUUCUGUUUUCUGCUACUGUUCCAGGAGAGGUGCGUCAAAUUUCUCACGUUGCAAUGAAAAAGGAUCAUGAGUUCAUUAACACUGUUCAAGAAGGCGAUGAGGAGACACAUUCACAGGUAAACCAGACGUACAUGGUCGCACCUCUAGACCUGCACUUCUGUAUAUUAUAUGAUGUAUUGAAGAAGCAUGUUGCAGAAGAUGCAGACUACAAAGUGAUUGUAUUUUGUACUACUGCAAUGGUCACAAAACUCGUCGCUGAGGUGCUUUCACAGCUUAAACUGAAUAUAAGAGAGAUUCAUUCCAGAAAGUCACAAUCUGCAAGAACUAAGGUCUCAGAUGAAUUCAGGAAGUCAAAGAGUUUGAUAUUAGUUAGUUCUGACGUAUCUGCCCGUGGUGUAGAUUAUCCUGAUGUCACCCUUGUCAUACAGGUUGGCCUUCCUGCUGAUAGAGAACAGUAUAUACAUAGACUUGGUAGGACUGGACGGGAAGGCAAGGAAGGGCAAGGCAUCUUACUGUUGGCUCCCUGGGAAAUGCAUUUUCUUACUACCGUUAAGGAUUUGUCAAUAUCAGAGGCUGCAACACCUUCAGUCGAUCCAAGCAUUCAGGCAGUAGUCAAAGAUGCUGUCAGAAAAGUAGAGAUGAAGAGCAAGGAAUCAGCCUAUCAGGCAUGGUUGGGGUACUACAACUCCAACAAGACCAUCAGCCGAGACAAGGCCAGACUUGUUAGACUUGCGGAGGAGUUCAGCCAGAGCAUGGGUCUUGCAAUUCCGCCUGCCAUACCCAAACUCAUUCUACGGAAGAUGGGCCUUAGCAAUGUUCCCGGUCUCCGGUCUACGUAAGCCGGAUGCUCAAAAGCAAGAAGGAACUGUGCCAUAACAAGAUAGGAGCAUUUGACCAACCAUAUUGCUCUCAGCUUGGUAAACAAGUAUACUUCCCACCAUUGCUGUACCUCAGUAUUUUGACCGUCCGCACUAUCAUCACUCCCUUCUGAAUUCAGUGGUCAUGAAGUUCAAGCAUGACUGCUGCAUUCUUUCAGAAACCAAAUCUUGACUGCUCCGCUAUCCACAGCAGUUAGUUUCAAACAAGGUCCGUAAUUCUUCAUAUAGGAAGUUUUCACAAGGCCAGUGACCCAUAUCAAAUAGAAUAUUGUUUUGAACACUACUGAGUCCUGAACCAUUUUGAAAUGUGUAUUGGCUCACUGCACCACAGGGAACCAGGUAUUCAUAACAUAAUAGACUUGUCUUGUACUCCUGCUACAUUAUUUAUUUAUCAAGCAGAAGUAUCACUUUUUCUGCCA
This is a messenger RNA of Phragmites australis (common reed), 2274 nucleotides long. Its product is annotated as DEAD-box ATP-dependent RNA helicase 26-like. The coding region runs from base 131 to 1816 and encodes 561 amino acids. The record is from RefSeq and is a predicted model, not a curated record. The transcript is spliced from 10 exons. Gene Ontology annotation, molecular function: ATP binding; RNA helicase activity; nucleic acid binding. Gene Ontology annotation, cellular component: chloroplast. NCBI's taxonomy places the organism in Eukaryota, Viridiplantae, Streptophyta, Magnoliopsida, Poales, Poaceae.